Messenger RNA from Plasmodium berghei ANKA, 870 nucleotides. RefSeq names its product voltage-dependent anion-selective channel protein, putative. Lineage: Eukaryota; Apicomplexa; Aconoidasida; Haemosporida; Plasmodiidae. Gene Ontology annotation, biological process: transmembrane transport. The transcript is spliced from 7 exons. Gene Ontology annotation, cellular component: mitochondrial outer membrane. The record is from RefSeq and is a predicted model, not a curated record. Bases 1 to 870 code for a protein of 289 amino acids.
AUGGAUUUUCCAAAGCUAUUAAAUAAGCCAUCAUUAGAUUUAAUAAAAAAUGACUUUCCGCAUUCGAACAAAUUCGAGUUGGAGCAUAUAAGUGUUUCCAAGCAGCCAUUUCUUAAAAGUGGUUUUACUUUUUCAAAUAACACAUAUAACAUAUAUACAAAUUUUAAAAACAAUGUUUACAACACAAAAAAUGAAUUAAAAUUUGACAACUCUGGAAUAAGCUUAUUGGAUAUAAAAUAUGAACCUAAUUUCGUUAAAAAUUUAAAUAUAUGUGGUAAAUACACGAAAAGUAAUGAAAAAAAAGAAGAUUCAUUUGAAGUUUAUGGGGAAUAUACUUCAGAAAAUAUGAGCAUAUUUUCAUCUAUAAAUGUGAGGAAUUUUUUUUUUAAAUAUAUUCAUGUUGGCUCACAUCCCAAAUGUCCCAAUUUCAAAUUUGGAGGAAUGGUUCAAGGUGACUUGGACUACAAAAAUUUACAAUAUUCCUUAGGAGGGGCUUAUACAAAAAAUUAUUUUGAUAAGCAAUAUAUUUUUUCUUUUAGAUCAUUACCAACGAAUAAAUGUCUAUAUGGAACAGUAGCAUUAAAUUUAUUUUUCCAAAAUAAAAAUAUAAAUGAUAAUGCUGUAAGUAUAGAGUUGUUACAAAAUAUUCUCGAAAAAAAAGCAACUAUAAAUAUUGCAUCAAUAUGGUAUCUUAAUGAUAAAAAUACAGCAGUCAAAACAAAAAUUAGUAAUGAUACUAAAGUGGCAUUAUCACUUACACACAAAUAUAAUGAGUUUAUGACCAUAUCUCUUGGAUCUCAGGUUGAUAUAACAAAAAUGUCCUUGCCGGACAGCUCAAAAUUUGGAAUAAAAUUAUACUUAAAAUCGUAA